Molecule: messenger RNA, 2100 nt
Organism: Cyclocybe aegerita
Lineage: Eukaryota; Fungi; Basidiomycota; Agaricomycetes; Agaricales; Hemipholiotaceae
Source: the annotation of a GenBank genome assembly
AUGCAGCACGACGCCCACUACCACAACCCCGCCAUAACACACGGCACACAUCACCAGCCAGGUGCGCCUUUCGCCCCCGCAAUGACCCCUCGCCGAUCUGUUCCAGGUCUCGCUUUGCCCACCCCGUCCAUGCAGAACCAGAUUCACGAGCUCGCGAAGACACUCCCACCCCCACGGAAACAGAACACCGCCUGCGACGCCUGCAGGUCACGCAAGGUCAAGUGCAAUCGGUUGCCAGGGCAGGAGAAGUGCCAGCAUUGUUUAUCGAAGAACUACCCUUGCACCCAUUUUGUCCAGCAAGCGACCAGCGAAAAGAAGCGCAGUAGUGCAGUCAAUAGGAGACCGAGGAAUAUCAGCUCAGCGGGCGCAAAUGUUCCUCCAUCUACGACUCCCAGAUAUGCUCCUUCUAGUGCAUCUAGUUCGGAAUGCGGCCCUUCAACUCCUUCUGGAAACCCGCAAUUACCUCUUAUGGUCCGAUACGGGUUUUGCCCACCACUGACAACCUCAACGCCUACGCCGGAGGUCCUGACUUUCAUAUUCGCACCCCCAGAUCAGAACGAACAAUCUGUGUUUCAAGCGGGGCUCACAAGAUCUCCCUACGACGCAUGGGGAGAAUUGGCUUCCAAGCUGGAUGAUGAGAACUUCAGGGCUGAGUUUGCCCUCGACCUCGUGGAAGUCUUCUUUCAGAUAGUUCAUACACGCCUUCCCCUCCUUAAUCCCGAGCAGUUCCGCAGCCGCCUUCAACUCCAAUCUACGACCACCGUCCCCAGCAUACCUCCUCUACAUCCUGCACUGGUCGCCACAGUACUGGCUUGGGGCUGUAAAUUCUCUGAACACCCGCUACUCAUUGCCGACCGCAAGCGACCAGGCGGUCAGAGCCUCUUGGCCAAAACUCUCAUUGAUCGCGCUCGAGACCUUGCGGAAGCCCUGAAAGUGCACCGGGUACCCUCAUCUGAUCAUGUCGUUAUCGCACUAUUAAUUGAGCCUCUGCAAAAUCAAAAUCCGGAUGACCCCAAUGGAUUCCACGGUUUUUGGUUGACUUCAGCUACGCGCCAUCUAUUGGAUCUCGGGAUUAACCACAAGUCCGUAAUGGCCAAUAUUCAAGAUCCAGAGAACCGUGGCACCAUGAUUUUUGCAUGGUGGAUGACAUGUCUCUGCGAUGCCUACGCGUCGGCAUACUAUCGACGAAAACCGGUCCUGGACGACGACGAUUAUGAUAUCGACUUUUACACCGCUGAUCCCAUCCCCGACAUAACCGACGGAGCCCCAACUCCUUCUCCAAGAGAGCAACUAGAGUUCUUGGGCUACUAUCGGGCCGCACACUCGCUGGCUCGGACUGCCCGCAUGAUGUCACGUCAACUCUGGAGACCUGCCACCGAUUCUGAUGGCGUUCCAUUCGACAACCUCUGCACCUUUGCGACCGCCUUAACUGAAUGGAGAGACCAUUAUCUCAACGCUGUCGGUGUUCCCAGCAAUUUUGCUGGGGAGUGGGACUUUGUCUCUGCUGUCUCUUCGUGUUCGAGUGAUGCCACCUACCAUGUUAUGUGGAUUAUAUUGUUCAAUGCCUUGGAUGACUUCGGCAUUAAAGAAUUGAACAAUGCCGUGGCAUCCGCCUCCGACCUCACAGAGAUUGAGAACGUCAAGCGGAAGGUCGCCGACGAGGCGCUACACGGAGCACUGCGCAUCGCUGGCCUCGCGGGAGUGCUCACGUCGAAUGGUUACCUGCGGCUCGACCCCGCCGUGAUGCACAUCAGCUGUAUACUCGCCGGCACACUGCUCGCCCGACUCGGGCGCCCGGAGGUGUCAAACUGCAUCGCCGGGCUGAAGCAGUACAGCUACGCCUACGAGGAAGCUGGGGAUCAGGCCAAUGAAAUGAACCGGCUAUUCCAGCGCGUGCGAAACGGUGAUAUAGAGCUCAACCAUAUGGUGUCUAUCUUCCCUCGUGGGUCGUCACCGGCCUCGAGAUCGUCGCACAGCCCGCACACCUCGAACGCGAUGCUGGUGGAUGAGCAUAGACCGAACGGCUCACCAUCGUCGGCGCAUCCAUUCGCAACAGCCACAGGGAGCUUUUCAAAACCUGCCAUCUAUGGACAACAUUAA